Leptinotarsa decemlineata (Colorado potato beetle) is the source of this 1985-nucleotide messenger RNA. RefSeq names its product UDP-glycosyltransferase family 50 member B3 (gene Ugt50B3). Lineage: Eukaryota; Metazoa; Arthropoda; Insecta; Coleoptera; Chrysomelidae. The record is from RefSeq and is a predicted model, not a curated record. Gene Ontology annotation, molecular function: UDP-glycosyltransferase activity.
CUCCUACUUUCGAGUCAUUCGGUGGUACUUCCAGUGCCGACUUAACGCUUCAGCAGAGUAACGCAAGUACCACAAGUACUACAUAAUCAUUACCAAUCGCUGUUUAUUAAACAAUUCUUCAGUUGUAAUCAUUGUUAUUCAAUCUAAUGAGUUUUCGCCGUAACUCGUUCGUACGUUUCAGUGAUAGUUUUCGAUGAAAUUGGUGUUGACAUGACUGGGAAAAUUGAGAAAAUGCUGCGUACCGUACACUGAGAACCCUGUGAUUUAUUCAAAGUGAACAAUAAGUUUUCAUUAAUCUCUGUUAUUACGUAUAGUCGGAUUCUAGUUGAAGUCAACCGGUAAGUAAAAAAACGAUGUAUGGAAAACGCCUGUCGAUAGUGACGGCGUCAUUGGCUGUGAUAAAUAUUUGUACCUGUGCAAACAUUCUCAUGAUAACCAUGGGUGGGACAAAAUCUCACAAAAUUCCCUUCUGGGAAUUGGCAAGAGGGCUGAUUCCACGAGGACACAACAUCACUUUCAUGAGCGCCUUUCCUGCUGAUUUUCUUCUUCCUGGUUUAGAAGAGAUAUCACCUGCAGAACUGGUGUUUUACGUCCGAAAUUUCACCAACUGGGACUUAGUGGGAGCUAGGAUGAAGGGAGACGAUCCGGUUCACCCACUGGAUAUGAUUAGAUACGGAUAUGAGAGUUGCGACGUCUUUCUCUCUGACCCAGAAACAAAAGGUUUUCUUUAUCAGCAGAAGAAAUUCGACCUACUUAUCCUUGAUGGAGCCUUUCCAGAGUGUGCUCUGGGAUUCGUACAUCAUUUCAACGUCCCCUUCAUGUAUAUCAACACAGUCGGAUUCUAUACCGGCUCUCUUUCUCUGGCUGGCAACCCAACACCAUAUUCGGUAACCCCUUUUCUGGCAUAUGCCGCUACAGAUGAAAUGAAUUUGUAUCAGCGAACUAGAAACACAAUAUGGCACCUGGCUGGAAAUGUUAUGCACUCUGUUAUGGUGCGAUGGACAAUGCAGGAUAUCGUCAGGAAACAUUUUGGAAGUGACACGCCACCAAUUUACGAACUGUCAAAAAACGUCAGCUUUAUUCUGCAAAAUGGACAUGCUACAAUGACAUAUCCAAGGCCGUAUCUUCCUAAUGUGGCUGAAAUAGCCUGUAUUCAUUGUAAGAGGGCAAAGUCAUUACCACAAGACCUUGAAGAGUUCAUCAGGGGUUCGGGUGAAGCAGGAUUCAUUUACUUCAGCAUGGGGUCCUCAGUGAAGGCUGCCAACAUGCCCAUCUACUUGAGAAAAAUGCUCAUGAUGGUCUUUAGGAGCCUACCUCAAAGGGUAUUAUGGAAAUACGAAGCUGCUGACAAUAUGUCCGAUUUACCAGCGAAUGUAAAACUUGGAAAAUGGUUGCCACAACAAGAUAUUUUGGGUCAUCCAAAAUUGAGAGCUUUCGUCACUCACGGCGGCCUCCUCAGCAUGUUCGAAACUGUUUUUCAUGGAGUUCCAAUUGUUUCACUCCCAGUUUUCUGCGAUCACGACUCGAACGCGGCCAAAGCGGAAGACGAUGGCUACGCUUUGAAACUAGAUUUAGGCUCACUCACCGCUGAAAAACUUCUAUGGGCCAUUAGAAAAGUCAUCCGUGACCCCAAAUACCGGGAAGAAGUGAAAAAGCGACAAUAUCUGCUGCUAGAUCAGCCUGUAACUCCACUGCAAAGAGCAGUUUAUUGGACUGAAUACGUUUUGAGACAUCGGGGCGCUAAACAUCUACAGUCACCUUCAAGAAAUCUGGGAGUCAUACAAUAUUACUUACUGGAUGUAGCGGCUUUGUUAUUCGCCAGUUUAGUGUUACUGUAUUACGUUGUGAAAUAUGCUCUCAAAUCUCUUGUUCACUAUUUUGUUACAAGUAGUGUUAACGCAGGAAGUGCAAAAAAUUUAAAAAUUGAUUGACAUUGUUAUUUGCUUAACUAUUGUGUUCAUUUGUAAAUAAAUGUUAUUUCUUCA